Molecule: messenger RNA, 2132 nt
Organism: Arabidopsis thaliana (thale cress)
Lineage: Eukaryota; Viridiplantae; Streptophyta; Magnoliopsida; Brassicales; Brassicaceae
Product: ALG6, ALG8 glycosyltransferase family
Exons: 6
Coding region: 93-1694 (533 amino acids)
Cellular component (GO): endoplasmic reticulum membrane
Molecular function (GO): hexosyltransferase activity; dolichyl pyrophosphate Man9GlcNAc2 alpha-1,3-glucosyltransferase activity
Source: RefSeq, marked reviewed
CCCAAACUGAGACCGAUCCCCGUAAAUCGAUUUUGCAUCAGCUUAGCUUAGGUGAGAAAAAAACUAAACGGAGAAGACAAACAAAACAAAGGAUGCCGAAGAAGAAGCCGGCGAAACAUUCCGGCGAAGAUGACAUCACCAUUCCGGUAUCACCACAAACCGGAUCUUCGAUUGAUACUUGGUGGUGGCUAACACAUAAAGGAACCACAACUUCAUUUCUCUGCAUCUCCCUCUUCGCAUUACUGAUCCGAUCUGCUGUAACAAUGUAUCCAUACUCCGGCGCCGGAAUUCCUCCUAAAUUCGGCGAUUUCGAAGCUCAGAGACAUUGGAUGGAGAUAACCACAAAUCUUCCAGUUAUCGAUUGGUAUAGAAAUGGCACUUACAACGAUCUCACUUACUGGGGAUUAGAUUAUCCUCCUUUAACUGCUUAUCAAAGUUACAUCCAUGGAAUCUUCCUCCGAUUCUUCAAUCCUGAAUCUGUUGCUCUUCUAAGCUCUCGUGGUCACGAAUCUUAUCUUGGAAAAUUGUUGAUGAGAUGGACAGUUUUAUCGUCUGAUGCUUUCAUAUUUUUCCCAGCUGCUCUGUUUUUCGUGUUGGUGUACCAUAGGAAUCGAACUAGGGGUGGUAAGAGUGAAGUGGCUUGGCAUAUUGCUAUGAUUCUCUUAAACCCUUGCUUGAUCCUCAUUGAUCACGGUCAUUUUCAGUACAAUUGUAUCAGCUUGGGACUUACAGUUGGUGCUAUUGCUGCGGUACUAUGUGAGAGCGAGGUUCUCACUUGUGUCUUGUUCAGUCUAGCCCUCAGCCAUAAACAGAUGAGUGCAUACUUUGCUCCUGCCUUUUUCAGCCAUCUACUGGGUAAAUGCCUAAGACGGAAGAGCCCUAUACUUUCUGUGAUUAAGCUUGGAAUUGCAGUCAUAGUGACAUUUGUUAUUUUUUGGUGGCCAUAUGUGCAUUCUUUGGACGACUUCUUAAUGGUUCUCUCCCGUCUUGCUCCAUUUGAGAGGGGAAUAUACGAGGAUUACGUGGCAAAUUUCUGGUGCACUACUUCCAUACUCAUAAAAUGGAAAAAUCUGUUCACAACACAAUCCCUCAAGUCUAUCAGCUUAGCUGCAACUAUAUUGGCUUCUCUUCCUUCAAUGGUUCAGCAAAUCUUGUCACCAAGCAAUGAAGGUUUCCUAUAUGGCUUGCUCAACAGUUCAAUGGCUUUCUACUUGUUUUCCUUCCAAGUGCAUGAGAAAUCAAUCCUGAUGCCUUUUCUCUCCGCAACACUAUUAGCUCUCAAACUACCUGACCAUUUCAGUCAUUUAACCUAUUACGCUCUCUUCUCGAUGUUCCCUCUUCUUUGCCGUGACAAACUCUUGAUCCCUUACUUAACACUAUCUUUUCUCUUCACCGUCAUCUAUCAUUCACCCGGGAAUCACCAUGCGAUACAGAAAACCGACGUUUCAUUUUUCUCCUUUAAAAACUUCCCGGGUUAUGUUUUCUUACUACGAACCCAUUUCUUCAUCUCCGUAGUUCUUCAUGUCCUCUAUCUUACCAUUAAACCUCCUCAGAAGUACCCUUUCCUAUUCGAAGCACUGAUCAUGAUUCUCUGUUUCUCAUACUUUAUAAUGUUUGCCUUUUACACCAACUAUACGCAGUGGACUUUGUCAAGUCAUUUCGGAUCCUCUGAUAAAGAAAAGAAGCAAAUCUGAAGAGCAAGGUUGUUUAACUCGGUUCCAUUUUUGUUUUCUCUGUCUUUUUGCCUAUAGAUUUAAUGUAGCUUAGGGUCUUUACCGAACCAACUCCGAUCAUCACAGUAGAAUCGAGCUAGACAGAAACGGUGGUUUAACAUCAGACUUGUUGUAUUUGGUCCAGGUUUUACUAAAUGUUGGUCUAUAUUCCAAUGCGUAUAAAUUGUUGAUGACGUAGGUUUCAAAAUUUGGGGUGGUUUCAAAAAUUGGGGUAGAGAUUUUACCUUUAUGAAAGGAAACGUAAGGUUUUAAUGAAAUUUUGUGUUGUGCAAUCAUGUCCCGAAUGUUACAGCGACACAGGUCAUAGCUAUCAGAUUAAUAUGUUGUCCCCUUAAUGAGACGGCCAGGAUCGAACUUUUUAUAUAUCAAGCACAUUGUAUUUAACACGACCUUUUUUUU